Messenger RNA from Serpula lacrymans var. lacrymans S7.9, 1189 nucleotides. RefSeq lists its product as uncharacterized. Gene Ontology annotation, biological process: alpha-ketoglutarate transport; mitochondrial citrate transmembrane transport. Gene Ontology annotation, cellular component: mitochondrion. The coding region runs from base 188 to 1111 and encodes 307 amino acids. Gene Ontology annotation, molecular function: tricarboxylate secondary active transmembrane transporter activity. NCBI's taxonomy places the organism in Eukaryota, Fungi, Basidiomycota, Agaricomycetes, Boletales, Serpulaceae. The record is from RefSeq and is a predicted model, not a curated record. The transcript is spliced from 8 exons.
GUGCCUUGGUAAUGGGGAUAGCGGAGGGGAUUUUCGGGGUCUCUGUGUUAGAUCGAAGUAAUCCCCAAAACUGAAUUUUUGGUCGGGACUAUUUUACUCGCGUCGUUUCACUCUUUCUCUUUCACCUCUCUUGUUCUCUUUCCCUUCCCUUCCCUUUUACCCCCAUACCAUUCACGACCACCGUACGAUGGCCAUCCAAAAAGAACCAGGUCAGAAAGGUAUCAACUGGUCCAACAUUGCUGUUGGUGCCAUCAUGAAUAUGGUUACCACACUCGGUCAGCCAUUAGAAGUCUUGAAGACACAAAUGGCAGCCAACCGGUCACAGACAAUGCUCCAAGCUACCAAGUCGGUCUGGGCUCGGGGUGGCGUUUCGGGUUUCUACCAAGGUCUUAUUCCAUGGGCAUGGAUCGAGGCUUCGACAAAGGGAGGUGUACUGCUAUUCACUGCUUCGGAAAUCGAAACGGCUGGUGAAAGAGUCGGUAUCAGUCCCGCUGUGGCUGGUCUCUUGGGUGGUAUGGGUGGCGGUGUUGCACAGGCUUAUGCUACUAUGGGUUUCACUACGUGUAUGAAAACGGCCGAAAUUACUCGUCAUAAACAGGCUGCUACUGGUGCAAAGCCCCUUUCUACAUGGGCUGUGUUCAUGGACAUCUACCGUCGGGAAGGUAUUCGAGGGAUUAACAAGGGUGUUAACGCUGUCGCUGUGCGUCAGUGCACAAACUGGGGUUCACGUAUGGGCUUUGCUCGUCUUGCCGAAACGACUAUUCGGAAUAUCCGGGGCAAGGGAGAAAAUGAUAAGCUUGGUGCUAUGGACAAGAUUAUUGCAUCUUCGAUUGGUGGUGCUCUUGCGACAUGGAAUCAGCCUAUCGAAGUCAUUCGAGUUGAGAUGCAAUCUAUGGCUAAAACUACUGCAAAUGCCAACCGACCAGCCAAAAUGACUAUAAUGAACACUUUAUCUUUCAUCUACAAGGAGAACGGUCUCAAAGGUUUGUAUCGUGGUGUUACUCCUCGGAUAGGUCUUGGCAUAUGGCAAACUAUUUGUAUGGUGUCGUUCGCUGACUACGUCAAGAUAUGGAAGGCAAGUAAACGAGGGACAUGGCGCUUAAUACAUUGAUAGACUGCAUAAUAUUUUAUUGCUUUGGGCAUACUUAUGGUUUGAUAGAUAACUUAAAUAUACCGCCUUUUACACCUU